This is a messenger RNA of Cephus cinctus (wheat stem sawfly), 2629 nucleotides long. Its product is annotated as CD151 antigen. Lineage: Eukaryota; Metazoa; Arthropoda; Insecta; Hymenoptera; Cephidae. The coding region runs from base 567 to 1430 and encodes 287 amino acids. The transcript has 9 exons. The record is from RefSeq and is a predicted model, not a curated record. Gene Ontology annotation, cellular component: membrane.
GAGACGCCAAAGGUAAUAGAGCGUCGGCGCCGCUUUCGGAUGACGCAGCCGCAUCUGGACCGGAGCGUGACGCAAACGCAAAAGGCGAUGCUGGCUAAAAUCUAGGGAGAGAGGAGAGGAGAGAAUCAUCCCCAAGAGAUAUACGUAUACACGUCCAGAGAGCAGAGGACCAGGACCGCGCAGUUUCCCUCUACGCUUUAACGGCGAAGCAGGGUCGUUAUUGGGACAGUUCUGUAUCGGAGCGAAAUUUCGCGAUAUGUGAGUGCGCAAAAGUUAUCGCGAUUUAGAAGUGCCGUGAGAGUAAGAGAGAGAGUGAGAGAGAGAGAGAGAGAGAUAUUGAGAAAGGGUGAGAAAGAGAAAACGAGAUAGAGAAAAGGGAGGUGAAAAUUUACAAGGGCGGUUUUGGUGAGUUGACCUUUCACCCCUUUAACGCGAAAUUUUGGCGUUCGCUUCUCGUGACCCAUGUGUCAUGCACAAUGAAAGCCAACCACCUGUGAACGGCUGAAAGCUUCAAUUUAUCAUAGCCGAAGAUUCAAAAGCUUCCUCGACAAUUAACCCUGCUUGGUAUGAAGUACUUAAAAGUUGCUCUCUUCACAUUCAACCUACUGAUAUGGUUGGCAGGAUGUACGGUACUGGUUACGGGGAUCUGCCUUUUGCUCGAACCAACCAAAGGCGACCUGCUCAAUCUCUAUGUACCAAUUUCGACACCCCACGAAACCAUUCACUUGGUAGCCUACAGCCUGCUCGGAUUAGGAUGUACAGUCCUGACAGUAGGUUUCUUUGGCUGCCGAGCAGCGUUACACGGUAGCCAAUGCAUUUUAGCCACUUACAUGAGCAUGCUGCUUGCUCUGAUAACAAUGGAAUUGAUAUCGUCCGCCGUGGGGGGAUUUAUGACGUACCGUAUCUUAUCCGGAUUAGAGGGAAGACUCAGGGACAGACUUGCCGAACAUUACGGACACGACCCCACCAGUGACAUACCGUUCAGUCACAGCUUAGACUUUGCCCAAUACAAGUUCAACUGUUGCGGCAUUCACGGGGACGGCGACUACAACGAAACCGCUUGGUGGCGGGACAGUCAAAUUUCGGGAACCAGAAGACAGGUACCACUGACCUGUUGUGUUUUGCGAAAUUCCGAGGACAAAAAUACCGGCAGCCCUAUGAGCGUGGUGGCGAGAGUAUUUCACAAGCACUACGAGAAACCUUGGCUUCAUCCGCAACCCAAAGACGAGGCUGCAUGCCAAGUCGAGGAAUUGGACGGACACGAAGGAUACAGGCACAAGACGGGUUGCCUCGAGAAAGUGUCAAAUUGGCUUCAAUACGAAAGCUUCACGUUCGUAUUCCUUGGUAUGUUCAUGGCAGGCUUACAGACGUUUGGUAUAAUAACGUCAGCGUUUCUAUGCAGAACAAUAAGGGACAUGCAGAUUGAUUAACAUCAGAUGAGACUAUGCACAUUUUUGUAUAGUCAGCACAGAAAUCGUAAGAGAGACAUACGAGCUGGAAAAGCAUAUAGUACCUAGUUUGUAAAAAAAAAAAAAAAAAAAAAAAAAAAAAAAAAAAAAAAAAAAAAAAAAAAAAAAAAAAAAAAAAAAAAAAAAAAAAAAAAAAAAGGGAAAAAAAAAGAAGAAAAAAAAAAAAAAAAAAAAAAAAAAAAAAAAAAAAAAAAAAAAAAAAAAAAAUUAAACAAAAAAAAAGGGAACUACUGUAACGCCCAUUUAAAAGGCUUGAAACGUAACAAGCAGCAAAUAAAAAAAAAACGCGAUUUUUGAUUGAAUCCAUUGCAUGACGAUUUUGCAUAACAUAGAAAAAAAAAAUGAAGCGUCAGAUUGUAUCUAAAUAAAACCCGAAUCGUAUUUAAUUAUCGGGGUCCUGUGCGAAAAGUACGAAUAUUUUGAAAGCUAUCCCAAAAUCCGUAUAUCGAGUAUAUAUGUAUAUCGGGUGAAAAAAAAAAAAGUAAGUGCGGGACCGAAUUUCAUUGAUUACACUUAAGUCCUCCCGUCCUCACAUGUAUAUUCAGUUGUAAAAUGUAUAUCACGCAGGAAAAGAAAAGCAUGGCAAAAGAAAACAAAAAGGACCUGAGUCGUGUUCAAUGUGAUAAGAAAAAAAAUUUGCAAUUAUUAAGGGUUAAGGGAUUGCAGAAUAAUUAGAUCGUCACGCGGCACUUCGAUGCACGAAAAAUUAAAAGGUCGAGAUUGAUAAUGAUAAACGACGCAGAGGAUUUGAGUGCGCGUCAAUACUGAUAAGAAUAAUUUUUUCGAUUUUGAGAUAAUUUGUAAAUAUAUUUAUUAUCGUGUUAAUGCAAAUAAUUAAAGCGCCCACGUGACGAGGCGCGCGCGCGCGCGCCUUCAAGGCCAAUUAAGAAUUUCAAAGGUUUAUCGUUUCAAAAGCGAUAUUAUUUUUUCAUACAGCGGGCUCGUAUAUAUUUUCUACGCUAUUCUAUUCAUUUCUAUGGACAGUCGGUACGGAGAAGAUACGUUUGAUAAUAUUAUAUAUGUAUAUGUAAUCUCGACAUUUUUGCGCAUUGUCAAGUUUUAUAGUCGUAUGAAUAAGUAUUGGCCGAGGUAGGGCUAAAUUUUGAGUGUCAAUGUAAACAUGAGAAAAAACUUAAUAAAUAAUGUUCUCCGUGUAUCUA